GCAGCCAUUUCAAACAACGCCAGUUUCGUGAGGAGGCGCUAGGAAACGUUAGUUAUUAGCCAGCCUUUCGUUGACGAAGCUACCUAACUUACAUAUUCACAUUUAUUGGAGACCCUCCGACAAUAAACCACCAAGAUGUUUAACAGAAUGACAAGCCUUUGGAUGGGUGAUCUGGACCCAUACAUGGAUGAGAAUUUCAUCAAACAGGCCUUCAGCACUAUGGGCGAGACGGCGUAUGGUGUUAAGAUCAUUACCCACAGAGUAACGGGAGGAUCGGCAGGCUAUUGCUUUGUGGAAAUGUCAGACGAAGCCAGCGUUGACCGAUGUGUUCACAGACUGAAUGGGAAGCUUGUUCCAGGAUCAAACCCGCCCAGAAAGUUUAAGUUAAACUAUGCAACUUACGGGAAACGGCCAGAAGCUGGCCUGGAAUUUUCAGUCUUUGUCGGAGAUCUGUCUUCAGAGGUGGAUGACUACCAGCUCCAUCAGUUCUUCCUGAAGAAGUACCCUUCCUGCAAAGGAGGGAAAGUGGUCUCUGAUCAGUAUGGUAACUCCAGAGGUUAUGGUUUCAUCAAGUUUGGGGACGAGAACGAACAGAAGAAAGCCAUCGAUGAGUGUCAGAAUGCCACAGGCCUGGGGACGAAACCAAUCAGGAUCAGCAUAGCUGUGAACAAGAGCCAUAAAAUGAACAGCUAUAACAACCAGAACCACAACUCCUACCACAACAAUUACCAACAGCCGUACUAUCAACAACCCAACCAGAACUACUACCCUCAUUGGGGCUAUGACCAGUACAACAGCUAUAACUAUGGUGGCUAUGGUCCCUAUGGAGGGUACCCUGCUCCAGGCCCCCAUGGGAUGAUGGGACCCCCACCUCCCAUUGGCAUGCCCCCCAUGCCCACAGACAUGCAGACUUCCUCCGAGCAAACACAGGAGUCCACAGAUGAGCCUGAAGAAGAGGCAGCAGAAGACCCCAACCCUCAGCUGGAUGUGGAUGCACUGAACACAGAAUACAUGGAGAGGAGCGAGGAGCUCUACGAUUCUCUCAUGAACUGUCACUGGCAGCCACUGGAUACCAUCACAUCAGAAAUCCCGCCUUUUUCCACUUCCUGAUCUGUUUCAACUUGUCUUCUGAGUUUAGUAUGAAAUGAAUCUUCUAUAAAAGGGUAAAGUCGUUCAGAAAAUGUCUUUUUUUUUAAUCACCAGUACACACAGCAUGUUUCUUCACUACUGCCUUUGCCAUUUGUAUAUAUUUUUCACAUCCUUCCCAUUUUUUAUUUUAUGGAAGUAAUGUUAUUUUUCCGGGUGCACUAAACUUUCUGGCUGUGUUUGUUUGAUUCAGAAACUGCAUUUUUUUUAUUUGAUUAAAUGAAGUAAUCAAUGGUCGUCAUCUCCCAGACAUGAUUUGUUUGUAUUUAUUUUCAUGAAGAAAAAAACAUUUUAGUUGUAACUCGUUUUAUUUUUCGCAGAUUAAAAACUUCAAUUUAA
Molecule: messenger RNA, 1485 nt
Organism: Oncorhynchus gorbuscha (pink salmon)
Lineage: Eukaryota; Metazoa; Chordata; Actinopteri; Salmoniformes; Salmonidae
Product: tRNA selenocysteine 1-associated protein 1-like
Exons: 9
Coding region: 136-1110 (324 amino acids)
Molecular function (GO): RNA binding
Source: RefSeq, a predicted model, not a curated record